UUUUUCCAUUUUUUCUUCAAUUACAGUUGAAUUGGGCUGAGCAUUAAUCGUUCACGCGUCAGCUAAAAAAAGAACGAACAGCACAACAACAAGGCGAGUGAGUGCAUCAGCUCGGCAACAGUAAAUAGCCAGCAUUAAAAAAGUAAAGUAGUAGCAGCAAUAUCAGCGGCUGCCAAGUACAAAAUAAUCGAAAGUAAAGUCAAAUCAGCAAAGGGGACACUGUGUGCCAGUCACCGGUCAGCAGUCAUCACCACGACCAACAACAACAACAGCAGCAAAACACUUGCUAUUUUUUAUUGCUCUUAAAUAAUAUUUCUCUGCAAUUUGCAAUUGCAACUGAGUGCGCGCACAUAACAACAACAACAACAACAACAAUAGUAACGGAAAUAACAAGCAUAGCUAGCUAGCUUCAACUGGACAAUCAGUUCAUAAAGUAGCACUUGAACUGAAUCUUCAAAAAGAAGAAAAAUAAACAUAAAAAAUAAAUUCCACAAUUGUUAUUUAUUUGUCUGCAGCGCUAAGAAGAGCAACAAGCAGUAGUCAGUUAGUGUGUUGCUAUUAGAGGGACUCACACUCACACACAAAUUUUCGUUGUGAAUUGAAUUUGUUGUUCGACAAAAUUAAAUUGAAAGCCAAUAGUUAUUUGCAAAUUUUCUUCAGUGUUCUUGUGUAUCAACGAAUUGUGUUAAAUUGAAAAUUGUUCUUCGCUUCCCGACACUGUAAAUUUUUUUGAACGCCAACAACGCAACAAAAACAAAACUUAUAUUGCAAGAGUAUUGGCGCAAAAAUAAAGGCCCUGAGAUUGUCGAAAACAGCUUAAUUAUUGAGCGAGCGGUGCUAAGAAUUAGCAAGGGAUUCAUAAAAAGGAGGAGGCAAAGUUAGCAAAGUUAUAGUGGAAAAGUGUGCAACAAGAAAAACUACAAGCAACUAAGUACUAAACAACUAAACUAAACUAACUAGGCAAACAAUAAGUAUACAAAACUAAACUAAACUAAAACAAAAAAACAAAAACCAAACUAUGGAACGUGAAUCCAAUCCGAUGCAACCCAUGUGCCGCUCUGGUUGCGGUUUCUAUGGCAAUCCAGCCACCGAUGGUCUCUGCUCAGUGUGCUAUAAGGAUUCUUUGAGAAAAAAGCAACAACCUCCUGUUAGCAGCACACCUGUAUCAGUUCCAAGCCCACAGCCAAGCCCCACAUUUAGUCCAGCCAUCACAAUAACCAAUACAGCACAGCCGACAGUGCAAAGUUUACAGCAGCAACACAAUGAAAUUAAAGAGAAAAUAAACGAAGAAAGCGCAGCUAAAACUAGCACCGAAGCUGCUGCCAUUGCCGGUCCAUCAACAUCCUCCCAACCAACUGAAGACGACAAAGACAAGGAGGAAGAUAAAGAUGCAAAAAAGAAAAAGAAUCGUUGCGCCGAAUGCCGCAAGAAAGUUGGUCUUACAGGUUUUCAAUGCCGAUGCGGUGGACUUUACUGUGCUGUACAUAGAUACAGCGACAAACACGACUGCACAUUUAAUUAUCGGGAACAUGGGGCCCAAGAAAUUCGACGCAAUAAUCCUGUGGUAGUUGGCGAAAAAAUACAAAAAAUUUGAACUUUUGUGCCAUCAACUUUAUAAUAUAAAUAUAUAUAAAUAUAAAUAUUAAAUAUAUACAUAAAAUUAAAUAUAAAUAAUAAUGAUAAUAUAAUUAAUAAC
Molecule: messenger RNA, 1696 nt
Organism: Rhagoletis zephyria (snowberry fruit fly)
Lineage: Eukaryota; Metazoa; Arthropoda; Insecta; Diptera; Tephritidae
Gene: drn
Product: zinc finger AN1-type doctor no
Molecular function (GO): DNA binding; zinc ion binding
Source: RefSeq, a predicted model, not a curated record